GGGGAAUGUAUGGACCACGUGUUAUAUAAACGACAACUUCUCAUCUAGGCACCUGAACAGGGAGGUGACUGAAGAGGAGAAGAUGACGAUGGUUUGUCCCACCCCUGGUGCUCGUUGUUUUUCGCCGCUUCUUCGGAACCCUGUGGAGCUCGAGGUGGCAGAGGGGAAAGUGUUCGCGGGUGACCAUGGGUACACAUACACGCAUGCCAGAGGGGAGGACGCUACGGCUGAUGGAAUAACCACGCUGGUAUGGGGCCCAUUCAACCUGAACCCUGACGUUCUGGCUGCCAUAGACAUUGCGGCCCAUGUCAUCCCUGAGGGGCAGUUGCAGCAGCAUAUGGCCCCUCAGAAGUAUGGAUAUCGUGUGAACUGGGUCCCAGGAUGUCUGCAGCCGGCAACAGUUGAUGGCAAGGGGACCAUGGCAGCGAAACUGCAGACAGGCCAUUGGCUGUCCUUGGGGUGGAUGCAUGCAGGCAUGGUGGAGCAGUGGCAGUUCUUGGUGGUAGUCGCACGUGUCUCCAUUUUCAAUGCAGAUGUGAAGGACCACGUGCUGGUUGUGGAGCAUGCAAAGCGGUGCUGGGAGAAGAUAAGGGAGGAGGACCGUCAGAUGGUGUGCAUGGGUUACGACUCCAUGCCAGACCAGGGGAUGUGGUCCAUGGUURAGKGGAGUCCUGGUGGGCAAGGGCAGGGCGAUGGCGAGAACAGGUACAUGGCUCACAUCUGCCGCAGGCAUGGUUGCUCCGCCCUUGUUGGUUGGGUCCCGGCCGUAUGUCGCAUGACAUACGAGCAAGGUGGAGAGAUGAUGAUGAGGUUCAGGGACCCGCUUGGUGUGCCGUUUCUGCUGACGUACUCGGAUGGCCUCCUGCGAGACAUUCGGUAUAUGGUGGCCGAGGACACCCGAGGUGGACAUCGGAGGCCGGGACAGACGGAGGAGACGCGCCCGGGACAUCAGUACGGUUUGUCUGCUGAGGUGGAGGGCCUAUGUGGCGGUGAGCGAGUUGCAGGGUGCUCUGCAGCGCAGGGUGACGUGGCCGGGCCCAACAAGACAGCGAUGUCCCACAGCCCGAGGAAGGUGAUGGCGGUUGUGUCGAGGCCGCGGAGGGGGAAGACGGCUGGUGACAAGCAAAAGAAGAACCCCCAGCCUGUGCCACAGACCGGUAACAAUGCAGAUGCGCCUGCACGGAGAGAAGAGGUCGAAAGACAAAGCUUGUGCAUCAUGUCGAUGUCGGUAGCACAGGUGGCGAAGGCUCUCACAGAGGUGAUGAAGUAUGCAGAGGAGGGCUUCCACUACAACGGCCGUGGCGAGUUGUCUUUGUUGGAGGAAAGGGUGUCGGGGUACUUUGCUGUUACCGUGGAUAUGAGAUCCACGAUCAUGGCCAACGGCAGUGGUUGUGUGCAGGCACGAACACUCUUGGAACGAUUGAGAGAGUCACCUGAUAUUCGUGUGGAGAGCGACGCGGAAGACAACCCAUACAGUCUAAAAGGAGUUGUGCAGUGGAUGUGCAGCGAAGGCAUGUGCGACGAAGGACAAUGCAGCAGAAAGGGGGGACCUAUACACCUGUGGCUUUCAGGAAGUUUAUGAGACGAUGCAGAGCACAGAGAUGAUGCAGAGGAGGAGUAUGAGGAAGAGUACGAGGGGUCUGACGUGGAGGUGAGCGGCAGCGACGUCAGCAGCGACGAAGAGGACGACGACAAUGAUGUGUACUAUGAUCUCAAGACGGCCUGUGGACAAGUAACCAAAGGUUGGGCACAUGCAAUCCUCAGGAAGCGAAAGGCCGUCAUCUUCCACAAGGCCCUUUCGACGGUCUUGCAAGCUGCGAAGGAGGCAUCGCACGACAGCAUCACGAUACAGUCGACGCGAUUCGGGGACGUGACUGUCCACCCUUUCCUCCUCAACUAUAUACAGGACUACCCAGAGCGAUGUGCGCUGGCGAAUGUGAAGUUUGGUGUAUUCCCUACAUGCACCGUGUCGAAAACGGACCUCGAUGUCGUGGCAGAUUUCACGGACAGCAGGAGAUCCCAGACGCUGGAAACUCAACUCGCACCAGCUGUGUUCACGGCGGACGACGAUGACGUGCGCCGUGCGGCGGAAGGGCGAAUGGCGGAGUUGGACAUGCAUAGGCAUGUUGAACAGAACGGCCUUUGGGGGUUCUACAGGGGGCCGAGUGGCGAUGAUCCUCAGCUAGACUACCACCUCGCAUUGCAACCAGACCGUAUGCACACGAUCGAACACGGCAUAUUCCUGCACAUGAUCGACGCAUUCAGGGCGGCAGCCUUUGAGAAGUUGCUGAACACACCGCAAACAGAGAUCCUGAAGGAACUCGAUGCGAGAUUGCUAUGCGUUAGUGAGAGAUGUACGCGAACAUAUCCCCAACUUGUGCUGCCCGUGGCCACAGGCAGCGAUUGUUUUUCUCGAGAGGGACGCUUCGAGGCGAAGCAAAACCGGUCUGUGAUGACAGUGUGCGUGUUCCUCAUUUUUAAUAUAAUCCCGCGCUCGACAGGCAAGAACAUUACCGCUUGUUUUGUUAAGCUGAUGCAAAUGUACGUACGGUUGUUUCGGCGCACAACACACACUCGAGCUUCCCUCGACGAAUGUGACGCGUUGAUGACGGACUUCGUAACGACCAUCAAAGCGAAAUUUGGAAGAUACCAACCAUCAAAUUGGAAACUCCCGAAGUUGCAUGAUCUUAUGCAUAUGAGAACGAGUAUUGAGCGAUCUGGUGUGGCCGACACAUUCGCUGCAGACGUUUGGGAGCAUCACCACAGGAGAUUCUGCAAAUAACCGUACAUGUCAUCGAACAAAAGGAAAGCAUCAACCCAAAUUGUUAACCACGUG
Molecule: messenger RNA, 2836 nt
Organism: Chara braunii
Lineage: Eukaryota; Viridiplantae; Streptophyta; Charophyceae; Charales; Characeae
Source: the annotation of a GenBank genome assembly